AAAAUUCAGUUUGCAGACAGUUAAUUAUGGAGGACGGCAUGGAUUUUUUGUUGUCCCAAUGUGCGGAAUCUAUAGAAAAUCAAAUAUUUAUGGAAGAUUCGUUUGAUUCUUUAACUCUUUCCCAAAUAAGUGAAUUACCGGAAAUGAAGAAUGAACUCGACAUGGACGUUGAUUUUGAUAUAGGAGAUGUUUUACAAAUGUUGGAGACUGCUGCUGAAAACGUCCAAAAUUCGACCACUUCCGAAUCUGAAGUUGACGAUAAAAUGAAAAAAGAACGAUUUGGUCAGGUUUCAGAUGAUGAAAUUCAACGUUUAAUUGACUCCCAAACAAAUUCAAAUACGCGCAAGAAUACCAAGUGGGCGAUUGAGACAUUUAACAAGUGGCGUAUCGCGCGGGUCAAUGUACCACUGUUGACCGAGAUGACGAGUGAAACUCUUAAUUACUGGAUGCAACGAUUUGUUUUGGAGGUUAGAAAACAAGACGGAUCGGAAUACCCACCGCGUUCGCUCUACUACAUUGUGUGUGGUUUAUUACGUUACGAGGGAUGAAAACAUUCACAAUAUGAACUUUUUAGACGAAAAGGAUCACAGAUUUGCUGUAUUUCAGCGGGUUUUGGACGCGCGAAUGAAAGAACUGCUGUCAAAGGGAUUAGGAACAAAAGUUCGCCAGGCGGAUCCAAUUUUACAAGAAGACGAAGAAAAAUUUUGGAGCCAAAAAGUAUUUGGUAUGCAUUCUUCUAAAGCGUUGCAAUACACAGUGUUUUUCUAUAACUGUAAACUGUUUGGGCUACGUGCGUAUGAUGAACACAAAUCACUGGAAUGCGAUCAGUUUGAUUUAGGCUGUGAUGACAGAGGGAAAUACAUCCAUUUUCAUGGACGAUCAUCAAAAACUUAUAAAGGAGGCCUAAGGCAUAUUCAGUUGCAAAACAAGGACAUCAAACACUACUGCCUCAAUGCGGAGAGAUGUCUGGCUGACUUUUACCUGGCAUAUAUCGACGCCCUCGGACACAGGGGUCCAUUUUACAGACGACCUUUGGCAAGUGGUAUCAAGUACAGCGAGCAGGUUCUUGGGAUAAACAAAAUCAAGGGUCUGAUGAAAGAGAUAACCAGAAACGCUGGACUUGUCGGGAAUUUUACAAAUCAUUCCGGUAAAAGGACUUGUGCUACCCAGCUGUAUCAAGCGGGCGUCGACGAGCAAGAUAUCAUGAGUAGAACCGGUCAUAGGUCCGAAUCCGCUGUUAGGAAGUACAAGCGUACAAAUUCCGUUCUUCAAGAAAGUGUUUCGAAAGUUUUGGAUCCGCCUAAGAAGACGAAAUGUGAGAUUGCAUUAACGCCCGAGAUUGAUCUAGAUGUAUCGCCAUUAUUAGGAAAACAUCCCGACAUCGACGAGAAAAGUGAUUCCUCGAAGUCAGUCUUUAACAAUUGUGUUUUUAAUUUUACGGUAUAAAACAAAUGCGUGUGAAUUUUUAAAACUAUGCACUUUUGGAUCCUAAUUUUGCACUCGGUUCAGUGUCAUGCUUAAAAAAGUUUGUGUUUUGAUAUAUGCAAGGAAACAUUUUUUUUUCAUUAUUUUGUCAAUAAAUCUGUUU
Molecule: messenger RNA, 1588 nt
Organism: Magallana angulata
Lineage: Eukaryota; Metazoa; Mollusca; Bivalvia; Ostreida; Ostreidae
Exons: 2
Coding region: 562-1446 (294 amino acids)
Biological process (GO): DNA recombination; DNA integration
Molecular function (GO): DNA binding
Source: RefSeq, a predicted model, not a curated record